Molecule: messenger RNA, 2783 nt
Organism: Tinamus guttatus (white-throated tinamou)
Lineage: Eukaryota; Metazoa; Chordata; Aves; Tinamiformes; Tinamidae
Gene: RLIM
Product: ring finger protein, LIM domain interacting
Biological process (GO): ubiquitin-dependent protein catabolic process; protein ubiquitination; random inactivation of X chromosome
Cellular component (GO): nucleus
Molecular function (GO): ubiquitin protein ligase activity
Source: RefSeq, a predicted model, not a curated record
CUUUCCUUUGUAGAUCCUCUUCUACUCCUCUUGCCAAGAUGGAAAGCUCAGAUUCUAGUGAUAAAGGAAACCUUGAUCAAUCGGAAGCACAACGUCAAAGUCAGCUGGAUCGGUUAGAUCGAGAAGAAGCUUUCUAUCAGUUUGUUAACAACCUGAGCGAAGAGGACUACAGGCUUAUGAGAGAUAACAAUUUGCUAGGAACACCAGGUGAAAUUACUGAAGAAGAGUUGCUGAGAAGGCUACACCAAGUUAAAGAAGGUCCGCCACAGCAAAACAGUGAUGAGAAUAGAGGUGCAGAGUCUGCAGAAGAUGUUUCAAAUGGAGACUCUAUAAUAGACUGGCUUAAUUCAGUCCGACAGACUGGAAAUACAACGCGAAGUGGGCAACGAGGAAAUCAGUCUUGGAGAGCGGUGAGCCGGACUAACCCAAACAGUGGUGACUUCAGAUUCAGUUUGGAGAUAAAUGUCAACCGUAAUAAUGGAAACACAAAUCCAGAAACUGAGAAUGAGCCAUCUGUAGAGCCUUCCAGCGGGGAGGAUUUGGAAAACAGCCAAAGUGACUCUGAAAUUCCAAGGUCUGAAUCGCCAUCCACAAGACAGCCUGGAUCAGAACGUAGCACGUCUGAGGAGCUAACAACUGAGGAAGCCUCUCCUCCUAGAGGGCAGAGGAGAGCAAGAAGUAGGAGCCCAGAACAGCGGAGAACACGGGCUAGGACUGAUAGAAGUAGGUCACCUAUUAAUCCAGUGAGUGAGACUCCUCGCAGGGCUCAUCACAAUACAUCAUCUCAAACACUUGACCAUUCCUCAGUGAAUGAAGCUGAGGGAAGUUCUAGAACUAGGCAGCACGUGACCUUAAGGCAGCAUACAGUGGGGACUGAGAUGCCGAGUGAAAAUGCAGUUCUGUUUUCAGCCCCUGAAACGAGACCUGUUCCUCAAGCAGCAGGUUCUUCAGAAACUAAUGGCAGCAGCGAGUCUGCGACUCCUGGGCAGAGGCCUCCCACUAUAGUACUUGAUCUUCAAGUGAGGCGAGUUCGUCCCGGAGAAUAUCGGCAAAGAGACAGCAUAGCCAACAGAACUCGGUCCCGGUCCCAGACCCCCAACAACACGGUCACCUACGAAAGCGAGCGGGGAGGGUUUAGGCGCACGUUUUCACGUUCCGAGCGGGCUGGAGUGAGAACUUACGUCAGCACCAUUAGGAUUCCUAUCCGUAGAAUCUUAAACACGGGCUUGAGUGAGACGACAUCAGUUGCAAUUCAGACGAUGCUCAGGCAGAUAAUGACAGGCUUUGGAGAGUUAAGUUACUUUAUGUAUAGUGAUAGUGAUGCGGAUCCUAGUGGCCCCGCUCCGAAUCAGAGCGCGGAUGCUUCCGAGCCUCCCAACGGAGGAGGUGGUAGUUCAAGCAAUGAAGGUACAGACACGAGCUCAGGGGAGGUGUAUGAAGGUGGCAAUGAAGGUGGUUCGACAUCCGGCGUUAGGCGAGAAGGUCGGAAUGCGAGGGGAUCGGUCACGUUCGAAGAAAGUGGUUCUCUACCAUUCCUUAGCCUGGCACAGUUUUUCCUAUUAAACGAAGAUGACGAUGACCAACCAAGAGGACUCACCAAAGAACAAAUUGACAACCUAGCAAUGAGGAAUUUUGGUGAGAGCGAUGCUCUGAAAACCUGUAGCGUGUGUAUUACAGAAUACACGGAAGGCAACAAGCUUCGGAAACUGCCUUGCUCCCACGAGUACCACGUCCACUGCAUUGACCGCUGGUUAUCAGAAAAUUCCACUUGUCCCAUUUGUCGCAGAGCAGUCUUAGCUUCCGGUAACAGAGAGAGUGUUGUCUAAAAGAGGUCCGAAUUCCUGGCCGAGCAGCUAGUGUAAUAGUGAUGGGCAAAGAAGUCACUUCCUUUAUGGCCACUUUUUGAGUGGUACCUAAAUGUAUAGUAAUGACUCGGAGUGAAUCUUCUCUCAUGAAAGCAUUUUCUGAAUUAUAGCUUUUAAAAUUGGAGCAUUUCUUUAAUUAGCAUUUUCAAGGUCUAGUCAGUUUGUGAUAAAUAUCACUUGUCCAAAGACAUCCACCCAUUUAAAAAUAUUUUUUUCAUUAUGAAGACUAUUAAGUUCUUCCCCUGCCCCCCAGGCCAAUAAGCAUCUUGUCCUCAAGAUUGUACUUACGAGGAAUUCUUCUGAGAAGUCAUCCCAGCUAAAUGUAUGUGAGUCGUGAAGGAUUUUUUUGCAAGAGAUCUAGCUACCCGACUGAAAAAAUAAUAUGAACUUAAUUGCACACUUGGACAUACUUUUAAUUUUCAUACUGGGUUAAUAUUGGGCAUGUCUGUGUAAAUAACACUAAUGUUAGCCCUUUCCCCAUCACUAUGGCACGCUGUAGGAUGAGCUGUUAGCUUAAUCGGGAUAUUUAUCUUGUUGUGGAAAUAUAAGAAUUGCCUAUGCUUGUUUAAAUAAAAAAAAUCUGUUUUAAAAUUGUAAAGCUUUUUUGUAGAAGCUCAGUACUUUUUCAAUGCACUGUUGUACUAAUGCAUUAAGAAUUAAAAUUGUACCAUGCUUAGAAAUCGAGAUUGCUUUUCAUACAAAACCCACCACACAGAGAGCAAACUAAAUACGAGAGCUGCUUUUGUAACUGUGUACCUGUCAAGAGCAGUGCAUAUCUGUACUAUUUAUGUGAACAGCUACUGUAAUAUAAGAACAGUUGAAUCGGACAUCUUAAUUGCAUUAAAAAUGGAAAUUAAAUGUUAAUUGCAGUGUUUUGGCUCAAUAAUGCCACCAAAAAGACGAUAAAAAUUAGAAACU